This is a messenger RNA of Aspergillus terreus NIH2624, 2028 nucleotides long. Its product is annotated as amidase family protein. The transcript has 2 exons. The record is from RefSeq and is a predicted model, not a curated record. Bases 1 to 2028 code for a protein of 675 amino acids. NCBI's taxonomy places the organism in Eukaryota, Fungi, Ascomycota, Eurotiomycetes, Eurotiales, Aspergillaceae.
AUGGAGCCUCCCAGACAAUUCAACCUGAUCGAUGCCAGCAUUUCCGAGAUCCAGGCCGCGCUCGACUCGGGAUUGAUCAGCAGCACGGAACUGGUAGCGCGCUAUCUCCGCCGCAUCAGCGUGUAUGAUGCCUCGACGCUCAAGCUAAGCGCCAUCCCCGUCAUCAACCCAGCGGUAUUCGACGAAGCAGCCGCAUCUGAUGCACGACGCGCAGCCGGGCUGCCCGCGCGGCCCCUCGAGGGCAUUCCGUAUCUCGUCAAAGACAGCAUCAAGGUGAAGGGAAUGACCGUCGCCUGCGGAUCGCCCGCCUUUGAGAAUCUCGUCGCCACCGAAGACGCCGCAUGCGUGCAGGUCCUACGCGACGCCGGCGCCGUGCUGCUGGGGAGAACCAACAUGCCCGCCAUGGCGUACGGCGGCAUGCAGCGGGGUUGCUACGGUCGCGCCGAAAGCCCAUACAAUCCGGAGUACUUGACAGCCGCGUAUGCGUCCGGCUCAUCGAACGGGUCUGCGACGGCGACCACGGCCAACUUCUGCGCCUUCAGCUUGGGCAGCGAGACCGUGUCCUCGGGCCGGUCGCCGGCCUCGAAUAACUCCAUCAUCGCCUACACCCCGUCGAAAGGCCUGCUCCCCCUCCGCGGGGUAUGGCCUCUGUAUCCGACCUGCGACGUGCUAGUGCCGCAUACGCGCACCAUGUCCGACCUGUUCCGCGUUCUCGAUGUCCUCGCCGUGGUGGACCAGACGCCCACCGGUGACUUCUGGAACGAGCAGAAAAUCAUCCCCCUGCCAUCCAUCGACACUCUCCGCCCGAAGACGUUCCAAGAGCUCGAAAGCGGAUCGUCGCUGCGCGGCAAGCGCCUGGGCGUCCCCACCAUGUUCAUCGGCGGCGCAAACCCCCUCCCCGACAAGGUCUGCACCCGGCCCUCCAUCCUGAAGCUCUGGGAGGCGACCAGACGUGCGCUCGAGGCGUGCGGCGCCACAGUGGUGGAGGUGGACUUCCCCGUCGUGACGGUAUAUGAAGCGAAAGCCCACACCGGCGAGAUCGUGAACGUCAAGGAUCUCCCCGAGGGCUGGCAUUCGAAGGAGCGAUGCCAGGUGGUCGCUCAUGCGUGGGACGAUUUCCUCGUCGCGAACGGCCAGCCGGGCCUGGAGUCGCUGUCCUGCGUGGAUCCAGACAUGAUCUUCCCACUGGCACCCGGGUCGCUGAGAGGCACGCCCGACGCCGCGAACCAGCUGCGAUGGCACGAGAUGGUCGAAUACCCCAAGACCAAACCGGAGUCCAUUUUCGAAAUCACCGACUUGGACCAGGCGCUGAAAGCCCUCGAGGCCGCUCGAAAGGAGACCUUUGAGAAGUGGAUGGACGGUCUGGGCCUCGACGCCGUCGUCUUCCCGGCCAACGGCGACAUCGGACGCGCGAACGCGGAUGUGGACCCGGAUUCGUCGCUGUACGCCUGGCGCAACGGGGUGAAGUACUCGAAUGGAAACCGCGAAAUCCGUCAUCUGGGCAUCCCGACUAUCUCCGUCCCGAUGGGCCUCAUGGAGGACACCGGAAUGCCGGUGAACUUGACUUUUGCCGGAAAGGCGUACGAUGAUAUGGAGCUGCUGCGAUAUGCUUAUGCCUUUGAACAGGCAACCAAGUAUCGUCGACUGCCGCCCCUUGUGCCUGCGCUGGAUUCCGAUGUUGUUUCGAAGACGGGUGCUUCUCCGGAGAGCGCGCAGAAGGACAGACCUUAUAUUGAGAUUAAAUCCCAGAUCGAAGAUGUGGCGGACUCGACAGUGAAACUUGAAAUCCAGGGAACGUUGGAAAGUAGAGGAAACGGAGAGCUGAAAAGCCUUUCUUGUUACGUCAAUGGGGAUGUCGUUGCAGUGCAGAUUGAUGGCAACUCGUGGCUAGUGACAACGACUUAUCUAGAGUCAUCGCGCGAUAGACCAUGGUCACGAUGGUCUAGCCCUGCGUUGGCGCAGACGAUCGUGAUCCUCGAGGCUCAUACCACUACGGACGUCGUCGCUGGGAGAUUGCUGCUGCUUUGA